ACAGUAUAUUACAGUACUGUACACUACAUACCAGUGCCCACUGAUUGUGUUUCUCUAUGUAUAUGUGUGUGUAUAUAUGUGUAUGUGAUUACAAGUUUGCAAAAAAAGUUGAAACACACCAGUGCUCCGUACAGUUUAAAAAAAGACAACAAAACUUAUAGAUAGACAGAUAUCUUUAAUUUGUAGCCUUUUUUUUGCAAAAAACAUUACCAUUUAAUGCCCAGACAUAACAUACACACUCACACACUGUCUAUGUGUGACCUGUCUUUCCUCUGCGAUUUUGUACUUCAAAUGAUUGCAUAUAUUAUUACUAUUUUAUAAUUCAAAUCAAAUGUCAAGCAUUUAUGCGUUACGUUUAAAAUCGAUGACUACAUGUCUGUCCACUUUAAGGACUGACUGUUCAAACUGUCGAUUAUCUCCUCCUACUCCUACUCUUCCUCCUCUUCCUCCACAUCCAUCUACCUGUUCAUCUACGAUAUGUUGUUCAUCGCACAAUCGUUGUCAUCAAACUCUAUGCCAAAACUAUGAGAUACUAUCAAAAAUAGGCGAAGGAACCUAUGGACAGGUAUUCAAAGCCAACUGUACGACCACUGGCCGACUGGUGGCCAUCAAAAAGAUUAUCAAUCGCUACAAAACCGAUGAUCACAUACACAAUGAAAUCAAUUUGUUGAAUAAGAUUAAGCACAAGAAUGUCAUCGAACUGAUCGACAAAUUUGAUUCAUCACAGGAUUAUCGGUGUAGUAGUAGUAGUAGUAGUAGUAGUGAUGGUUAUGGUAAGCGUUUUGGUGACAAAAUGGAUGAAAUCAAUGAUAAUAAUAAUAAUAACGACGAUAAUGAAAAUCAAAGACCUAGUAGUGGUCGCCAACAGAUCCACAAAUAUCUUGUGUUCGAGUUUUGUGACUUUGAUUUGCGUGCAAUUCUGUAUGAACUGAGACAACGAUUAUCUUUUGCUGAGAUCAAGAAUAUUCUUCGACAGAUUCUCGAAGGAAUUGCUUAUAUACACGAUCGGCAAGUUAUUCAUCGGGAUAUUAAACCCGAAAAUAUUUUGGUAGACAUUACCGGCCGGGUCAGGAUUGCCGACUUUGGUUUUGCUAAAGCAUUGCAAACGAUCUCAUGGAACGGAUUCUCGUCCAAAGUGGUCACUCUGGCCUACAGAGCACCCGAACUGUUGGUCAACUAUCGGUUCUACGGUACGGCUAUCGACAUGUGGAGUGUCGGCUGUCUGAUGGCCGAACUGUGGUCGCCAGGAGAUGGGCCGCUGUUUAUGGCCACCGACGAGUACGACCAGCUCAUGCAGAUUAGCCGACUGUGCGGACCAAUCAAUUCUGUUAGUUUGUUGGGCGUCCAAAACAUGUACUUCAUGUCCAAUCUCUAUUUACCGCAAAUGUUUCGCCGCAAUGUACGCAAAACGUUUGCCAUCCGAUGUACACCCGAAACCAAUUCUGUGGAUCUUUUCGACAAACUAUUGUGUCUGAACAUUAAGAACCGGGUGUCGGCUACCGAUGCCCUUAAACACCCAUUGUUUAACACUGAACCCCAAGACUGUGAUAUUAGUCAAACGUUGAAAACAUUUUUAAAUAUUAAUAGUAAUAAUAAUAAUAAU
Messenger RNA from Oppia nitens, 1603 nucleotides. RefSeq names its product cyclin-dependent kinase 5 homolog. The record is from RefSeq and is a predicted model, not a curated record. Gene Ontology annotation, cellular component: nucleus. The transcript has 2 exons. Gene Ontology annotation, molecular function: ATP binding; cyclin-dependent protein serine/threonine kinase activity. NCBI's taxonomy places the organism in Eukaryota, Metazoa, Arthropoda, Arachnida, Sarcoptiformes, Oppiidae. The annotation marks the transcript as partial. Gene Ontology annotation, biological process: protein phosphorylation.